AUCUCUAUUUCUCCUUUGCAAAUGGCUUCUUUGGCAAGGCUUACCACGAUGUUUUCUACGCUUUGAUUUGGUCAUUGCUGACCACUUCAAGAGUUGGCCUUGCCUCCGACAUCAAUUGCUUGAAAUCUAUAAAAGACUCGCUUGAUGACCCAUACGGUUAUCUUAAAGCUUCAUGGAACUUCAACAACAAUACAGAGGGCUAAGGGCUUCAUCUUCUGGUUUACAGGGGUAGAAUGCUGGCACUAUGAUGAAAACAGAGUGCCUAACAUUCAACUAUCCGACAUGAGUUUGAAGGGCCAGUUUCCUCGGAGAAUAAGUGGUUGCUCUAGCUUAGUGGGGCUAGACCUUUCAAACAAUGAGCUUUCUGGACCAAUUCCAUCUGAUAUAUCAAGUAUCCUUCCUUAUUUAACUACAUUUAAACUCUCUUCCAACAAAUUCUCAGGUGAAAUCCCGAAGAGUUUAGCCAAUAUUAGUUUUCUGAAUGUUCUUAAUCUUGACCACAAUCAACUAGCAGGUCGUAUCCCACCAGAAAUUGGCCUUCUUUCUCGAAUUAAGACUUUUACUGUUGCCGAUUAUUUGUCAUACGGUCCGGUACCCAAUUUUUCAUAUAAUUUUUCAAGUGAUAGCUUUGCUAAUAAUCCGGUUCUCUGCGGAGAACCUUUGGAGCCCCGCAAGAGUAUGUCAAAACCAAGUCAUGAUAUCAAAAAUCGUUUCCUUGUUGGUCUGGUGGGUUCUGCUGUUUUAGUUAUCACUGUUUUCAUCUCUUGUUAUGUGGUCUGGACACAAAGGAAGAAGAGGAGUAACAAAAGAAAGCAAAAACAUCAGAUGGAGGAAAUGCCACGUGAAGCUUUUCGUGAAGAAAGCAAGGAGUCUUCUAUCUUGGGGAAACUGGUUUCAAGACUGAAUUAUACAGAAAUCAGUGAAGCAACGAAAAAUUUUAGUGAAGAAAAUGUCAUUGGAAUUGGAAGGAUGGGGACAACCUACAAGGCAGUAUUGCCCAACGGCUGGCUCCUUGCAGUUAAGAGAUUACAUGAUACUUGCCUAUUUGAUGAGCAUUUCAUAACAGAAUUGAAGACCUUGGGUAGAAUGAGGAAUGAGAACCUCUUGCCCCUCCUGGGAUUCUGCAUAUGGUCAAAGGAGAGGCUUCUGGUUUACAAAUACAUGUCAAAAGGAAUUCUUUAUGAUUGGCUACAUCCUGAGAAAGGUGAGGCAAGAAUCAUGGAGUUUGUUUGUACCUGAAACUACAACUGAAUUUGUUUGUCGGGCUUCAACAACUCAAGGAGAGGAGACCAACCUCAAUUUGUCAACAUACUGAAUUCAGAGCAGGAUAGGUACUUGCCUACAAUUUUUUGUUUAUAAUAAAAUAGAUUAGCAAAA
Molecule: messenger RNA, 1377 nt
Organism: Rubroshorea leprosula
Lineage: Eukaryota; Viridiplantae; Streptophyta; Magnoliopsida; Malvales; Dipterocarpaceae
Source: the annotation of a GenBank genome assembly